CGAAAGAUAAAUAUAGCUCCUGUUGAUAUAUAUCGGUGUGCCAACCGUAGUUGUUUGCACAUCUUCAGUGUUUUUUCUCUUUUUAUGCGGAUUAGAUGAUUUAUUGAUGCAUAACUCGUUGAGUUAUUAAGUUAAGGUUAUAACUACUGUUUAUAACUGGUUUCUAAUAGAUAUCAACAGCCAUUGAGGAAAAUCAGAGUCGUUUUCAAGUAUUGGCGAAUGUCUUCACGUCUUGUUCUCUGCAAUCAUAUGUUCUCUACUUACCUGUACAGUUGACAUUUCAACUUUAACAUUAUUUACAUUAAGGGGGGAGAUACGGCACUCCACAAAAAUGUCUGAAGAAUGGAGAACAUCGACAUUCCGUCAAAGCAUGAUACACAAAAUAGAAGAGCAAAUCCAACAGUUUCAAAUUCCAAUGGCUAAAAAUGUUACGGAAAUGGAAAGUCAUGUUUAUAGCAAAUCAACAUCUAAAGAAGAUUAUCUGAAUUACAUAGCCAAGUUGCUGAUGUACAUCAAAAAUUAUACAAAAAAAUCUACUGGUACUAUGGGAAUGCAAGGAGCUAAUAAUCCAAAUGCGGCACAAAAGGGCAUGCAGGGUGGUCCAAUUAGGGCUUUACAGUCACUUGCCAUGCAAGGCAGCGGUAACAACGCUAAUAAUAUGGGAAUGCAAGGUCCAGUCCAAAAUCAACCAAACAUGGGUCAGCAAGUAGGCCCCAGUGGGGGUAUUGCGACAAAUUUACUACAAAGUUUAACGCAACCACGUCAAGGACAGCCAAUGACCAUGCAGCAGGCAAUGCACAAUAAAAUGUCUGGAAUGAACAUGAUGCAAGGCCAACAAAUGGGAAUGAACCAUAUGGGUCAAAUGCAGAACAUGCAGGGGAAUCCAAUGAUAAAUCAGAUUAAUCAGAUGAAUUCGAAUAGCAUGCCUCCUCAGAUGGGACCUCAGACAAAUCAGGGUCAACAAAUUGGUGGGCCUCCCAUGGGGCCUAAUCAAAUACAACAAGCUAUGCAGAAUCAGAUGCAAAAUCAAAUGCAAAAUCAUCAAAUGGGAGGUACAAUGAACCCUGGAAUCCAGUCUACAAUGCAGCCUCAACAGUCGCCAUCUCAGCAACAACAUAUGAAUACUGCACAAAUGAACGUUAAUCCAAUGGCGCAACAACUCAACCACAUGCAACGUAAGACGAAUGAGAUGAUGACUCCUGCGUAUACAGGACAAAGAAAUAUGACGCCAAAUCAAUUCCUAUCCCAAAGCCCAUCGCCGUCUGCUCCAAGUCCUAGUGGUUUAGGUGCUCCAGGCAGUAAUCAAAUGGUUCCAUCUCCUGCACUGGUACCUUCACCAAAUCCACAGCACACUAUGCUUGGAAGUCAAAGAUCAAUGGCAAUGGCACCUUCACCUAGUACCUCAUUAAAUACUCCAGCUGGAAUGAUUGGUGGUGCAGUUCCAAGUCCUCUGCAAGAUGACCAAAUUUCACAAGCUUGCAAGGAAAAAAUUCAAAAGCUCCGUAAAUUUAUAGAUCCUUUGAACAAGAUGAUCAUCAAACUGACCAAUGAAGGGUAUACAGAAAAAAUAAGCAAAGUAAAGAAGCUUUUGGAGAUCUUAACCAAUCCCAGCUCAGUUACCAAGCUAGAUGUUUUACAGAAGUGUGAGGUUGUUCUCGAAAAAAUGGAACUUAAAAAAUAUGAAGCAACCACGGGUCCCCAAAUACCUUCCAGUUUAAAGGAGCAUUAUUUUCUCACUCCUUUACUUGAAGUUGUUAACACUAUUUUGCAAAAUCCUGUAGCCAAUCACACACUUCAUAGAACAUUUAGUCCAUGUGUCGAAGCCCUAUUUGGACCAGAGAUCAAGGACCUUCCUCCAAAGCCCAAGAGGAGAAAAGUCGAAGAACCUACCAGUGAAAUACCAGAUGUACUUCAAGGAGAAAUUGCUCGUCUUGACCAAAGAUUCAAGGUGAGCUUGGACCCAGCCCAACAGAGUGGCUCCAAGUGUAUUCAGUUGAUUUGCUGGCUGGACGAUAAGCACUUGCCCUGCGUGCCUCCUGUGCUUGUAAUCGUGCCUAUGGACUAUCCGAAAGUUCCUCCUAAAUGUGUGCUCGCGUCUCACGAGUACGCGACACCUUAUUUGAGUGCAGUGCAAAACGCACUAGACGCUCGUCUUGCUAAAUUCCCAAAACGAUUUUCGAUAUCUCAGCUCUUGGAUACCUGGGAAACGAGUGUGCGCCAAGCAUGUAAUCCUAAAGCAUCGCAAGUUAUGAAAGAAAACGAAUCGACUGAUGCAGCGACAACUGUUCCUUCCAACACUGGAAGUGUCACGAAUAGCAUUUCUUCCAAUUUGAUCAGUACUGGCGCCUCAUGAACUGAUUAAACUUGUUAUUUUCGUUAUGAUUGGCCAAAAUUGUUAUAACUACAGUAUUCUUAUUUUCACUCAAAUUUGAUAUUGUACGUAUGAUGAAUUUUUCAAUUUUCAUCGUGAUAUUUAUGAAAUAUUUUCUUUUCUUUUUUUGAAUGUUUCCAUGUAGUGUAUUAAAUGACUUAUUUUCAAGAUUUAUGAACAAAUGUACGAUUAUUUUCAGUUUACAAACUUAUACUAGUUGAGAUUUAUUAGUGGUUAAAAAAAAUACAAUUAAUUAUUUUUUACAAACAAA
This is a messenger RNA of Copidosoma floridanum, 2642 nucleotides long. Its product is annotated as mediator of RNA polymerase II transcription subunit 15. Gene Ontology annotation, biological process: regulation of DNA-templated transcription. The record is from RefSeq and is a predicted model, not a curated record. Gene Ontology annotation, molecular function: transcription coregulator activity. NCBI's taxonomy places the organism in Eukaryota, Metazoa, Arthropoda, Insecta, Hymenoptera, Encyrtidae.